Molecule: messenger RNA, 2100 nt
Organism: Penicillium verhagenii
Lineage: Eukaryota; Fungi; Ascomycota; Eurotiomycetes; Eurotiales; Aspergillaceae
Gene: faa4
Product: long-chain fatty acid-CoA ligase FAA1
Exons: 2
Coding region: 1-2100 (699 amino acids)
Biological process (GO): long-chain fatty-acyl-CoA metabolic process; long-chain fatty acid metabolic process
Cellular component (GO): lipid droplet; plasma membrane; endoplasmic reticulum
Molecular function (GO): long-chain fatty acid-CoA ligase activity
Source: RefSeq, a predicted model, not a curated record
AUGUCGAAGCGCGACUUGACAACCAUCCAGCCGCGAAUGGUCAAAAAGGGCCCCUUCUCCGUCGAGGUCCCCGGUUACGAACCCGUCGCCGGAGAGACCAUUCCCCGCCGACACCCGUCAGCCAAGGAUGGCCUCAUCCUGCGUCCUUCAGAGGAUGUAGCGACCACCUACGAUAACUUCCGCCGUUCCGCCCGCCUGUUCGGUAACAGCAAGGCCGUCGGAAGCCGCAAGUUGAUCAAGACACAUGUCGAGAACAAGAAGAUCAAGAAGAUCGUCGAUGGAGUCGAGACCGAGGUGGAUAAGCAAUGGACCUACUUCGAGCUGAGCGGAUACACCUACAAGACUUUCCUCGAGUACGAGCAGCUGUGUCUCCAGCUUGGAGCCGGUAUGCGUAAGCUCGGCCUCGAGAAGGACAACCGCAUUCACCUUUAUGGAGCCACAAGUGCACACUGGCUGGCCAUGUCGCACGGUGCUGCCUCCCAAUCGGUCACCAUUGUCACUGCCUAUGACACCCUGGGCGAGGAAGGCCUGGCGCAUUCCCUUAAGCAAACCGCCUCGGAUGCCAUCUUCCUAGACCCCGGCUUGAUCAAGUCCCUCCUGCACGUUUUGAAGGAUAUCCCAUCUAUCAAGCACAUCAUUUACAACACAGAUACCGAAGUGAAGCAGGAGGACCUGGACAAGCUGCAGAGCGACUUUGGCCACAUCUCCGUGCAGAGCAUUGAGGAGCUGCGCAAGUCUGGCGAGGAGAACCCCGUGGAACCCGUGCCGCCCAAGGCUGAGGAUCUCUGCUGUAUCAUGUACACCUCCGGCUCAACAGGUCCACCUAAGGGUGUUUCUUUGACUCACGCCAACGUCAUCGCUGCCACCGCUGGUGUCAACGCCGUCGUCGCAGAGUGUAUUGGACACACCGACUCCCUGCUUACAUAUCUCCCCCAAGCACACAUUCUGGAGUUCAUGUUUGAGAACCUGUGCCUGUUCUGGGGUGGCACCAUGGGAUACGGUAACCCCCGCACACUGUCCGAUACUUCGGUGCGGAACUGCAAGGGUGAUAUUCGCGAGUUCAAGCCCACCGUCUUGGUCGGUGUCCCGGCCGUUUGGGAGACCGUGAAGAAGGGUGUAUUGAACAACCUGAACAAGACCAGCUUCAUUGUCAAGAGUAUGUUCUGGGGUGCUUUUGCUGCCAAGAACUUCCUUUUGAACAACGGUUUCCCUGGCGCCAACUUCGGUGCUGGCGUUCUUGAUGCUAUCGUUUUCAAGAAGCUCAAGGACGCUACUGGUGGUCGCCUUCGUAUUAUGAUGAACGGAGGUGGCCCCAUUUCCAAGGAUACCCAGAAGUUCCUGUCCAUGGCCAUCGCGCCCAUGAUCGGCGGUUAUGGUUUGACCGAGACCGCCGCCAUGGGUGCGCUGAAUGACCCGUUGGCCUGGAACCCCGAGGCUCUGGGUGAGGUGCCCGCAUCGGUGGAGAUCAAGUUGGUCGAUUUCCCUGAUGCUGGAUACUUCGCCAAGAACAAGCCUCCUCAGGGUGAGAUCUUCAUCCGCGGUGGCAGUGUGACCUCUGGAUACUAUAACAACGAGGAGGAGACCAAGGCUGCCCUGACUGAGGAUGGCUGGUUCAUGACCGGUGACAUUGGUGAGUUCGACUCGCACGGUCACUUGAAAAUUAUCGACCGCAAGAAGAACUUGGUCAAGACCCAGAACGGCGAGUACAUUGCCCUUGAGAAGCUGGAGUCUGUCUACCGCUCGUGCCCGGUUGUUGGCAACAUCUGUGUCUACGCCGCCGAGGACCAGGACAAGCCCAUCGCUAUUAUCGUCCCUGUAGAGAUUGCAUUGAAGAAGAUUGCCAAUGAUAAUGGUAUUGAGGGCGACAGCCUGGAGACCCUCGUCCACAAUGAGAAGCUCCAGCGUCUUGUCCUGCAGCAAUUGCAGAGCAACGGCCGCUCUGGUGGUCUCAAGGGCAUCGAGAUCAUCAACGGUGUUGUUCUGUCCGAUGAGGAGUGGACUCCCCAGAACGGCUACAUGACUGCUGCUCAGAAGCUGCAACGCAAGAAGAUCGUUCAGAAGUACAAGUCCGAGAUCGACAAGGCCUACGGCAAGAAAUAG